AUGAAAAGCGGCGGCAUCAAUCCCGCUCCCGAGGAUGCUGUUAUUAAUGAAUUACGCCGCGUAUGUAAUACUAUUGGGAUACCCUACAGCCACAAUCGUGCUCCUCCUAUUCAACAUCGUAUUUUCCCCUGGGACACUGUGAGCUGCAAUAAAGUGGAAUUUAUCAGCCACCUCUGCCAAGACGCCUCUGACGACGUCAAGCGCACGGCUCUUGAUUCUAUUUACUCCUCUCUAGGAGAUUAUGAUUUUGAAUUAUGGACGGACGUUUCUUCCUCUCUCGCCGAGCUCGCACCUGGAUCCGCUGCACUAUUGUAUGGCUCCACCACGACAAAUGAUCUCCCUGUGGAGGUCCAUCGUGCAGCAGCUGGCAGGCUCGCACGCUCAUAUAGAGCAGAGUGCCUUGCCACUGAAGAUGGCAUUAUACAUCUCAUACCUUUUGUCUGGAAACAUCCCAAUCGCCCACACGAAUCCUGGUGGCUACGGACUCCCUGUCGAGAACUGAGGCACUCCGCGUCGUCCCACUGGCCGUGCGAGACUACGUUACUGAAGAGAGUUGGAUUAUGCUGCUCUCCUCGAUACAGCGAGGUCACUCUGUAA
Trypanosoma cruzi is the source of this 597-nucleotide messenger RNA. RefSeq lists its product as uncharacterized. The coding region runs from base 1 to 597 and encodes 198 amino acids. The record is from RefSeq and is a predicted model, not a curated record. The transcript has a single exon. Lineage: Eukaryota; Euglenozoa; Kinetoplastea; Trypanosomatida; Trypanosomatidae.